Molecule: messenger RNA, 202 nt
Organism: Funneliformis caledonium
Lineage: Eukaryota; Fungi; Glomeromycota; Glomeromycetes; Glomerales; Glomeraceae
Source: the annotation of a GenBank genome assembly
AACAGUUAUGAUAGAAAAGGUGUAUCACAAAUGUUUACCUCAUCAUAUAAUGAUAUCGCUACUGAAAUAGAUGAUAUUUUAAAUAAUAAUAUGAAAGUUAUCAAUACCAAUUCAACAAAUGCUAUACAAAGUGCUUUCUUUCAUGUAAUAUAUUAUCAAAGUGCUUAUGCAAUUAGCAAGAAUAGAAUCAAGCUUGCAUAUG